AAGAUAUCCAUCCCUCCGCGGCUCAUUCUCCAUUUUGCUCGCAUCAAUUCAGUGAACAUGGACCCUGUGGCGAUUUCUGCGUUGUGCUUGGAAGAGAUCCAAACGUGGAACUCCCAAGAAGAAGCGGCGGACCUGAUGGUGCCGCUAAUCGGCAACUUGUACCGCCGCAAGAACAUCGUCACGACGAUCUUCGGCAAGGGCCUCGUGCACCAGAACAGCAUUGACAUCAUCAAACUCCAUUCGUACGUGUGCAAGCACGUGGGCAAGGAGAUGAUGCCCACCGACACCCUUCCCGUGCUCCAAGUGAUCACCGAAUUGAACUCGUUGAGUGCCACCCGCUUGGAUUUGGGACGCACGUUCUUGCUCGUGUGCGGCGGUGCCAACACCAAGACCCCCACCAAGGAAGACAUUGCCCGCGUCUUGAAGCAAUUGAUCAUCCAAACGUCUCCCCGCACGCUGUCGUUGUCCAAGCCCCGAGACAUUGUCUUGUACGGGUUUGGUCGCAUCGGUCGACUGUUGGCGCGCCUUCUCGUGGAAAAGUCCGGCUCGGGCGCAAAACUCAUGCUUCGCGCCAUUGUCGUCCGCAAGGGGUCCAAGGAAGAUUUGAAGAAGCGCGCGAGUUUGCUGCGUCGCGACUCGGUGCACGGGUCGUUCCAAGGCACGAUCUCGUUCAACGAAGAAGCCAAUGCGUUUAUUGCCAACGGCAACGUGAUCCAAGUGAUUUACUCGGACGGCCCAGACAAAUGCGACUACACGGCGUACGGCAUUGAAAACGCCGUCGUGAUCGACAACACUGGCAUCUGGCGCGACGCCGAGAGCCUCGGCCGCCAUCUCAAGAGCCCAGGCGUCUCGGACGUGGUGCUCACGGCGCCGCCCAAGGGCGCGUCCGUGCCAACAAUCGUGGCCGGCGUCAACGACCACGUGAUCAGCGGCGAGCACAAGAUCUACUCGUGCGCGUCGUGCACGACCAACGCCAUCGCGCCACUUUUGUUUGCCCUGGACAGCAAGUACGGCAUCGACGAAGGCCACAUCGAGACGGUGCACUCGUUCACAAACGACCAAAACCUCAUCGACAACUACCACAUGAAGGACCGCCGCGGCCGCAGCGCCGUCAUGAAUAUGGUGAUCACGGAAACGGGCGCUGCUGCUGCCGUGGAAAUCGUCCUGCCGACCAUGAAGAACAAGCUCACGGCCAACUCGAUCCGCGUGCCGACGCCCAACGUGAGCCUGGCCAUCAUGACGCUGCACUUGAACCCAGAAAAGGCCGGCACGCUCACCGCCGACGAUAUCAACGCGUACGCUGCCAAGCUGAGCUUGAACUCGCCGCUGCAGCACCAAAUCGACUUUAUUAACUCAAACGAAGCCGCGUCCUCCGACUUUGUCGGGUACCGCGCGUCCGGCAUCGUCGAUGGACAAGCCACGAUCGUCCGCGGCAACAAAGUCAUCCUGUACGUGUGGUACGACAACGAGUUUGGGUACUCGUGCCAAGUCAUGCGCGUGGUCCAGCGGAUCUGCGGCAUUUCGUUGCCCAAGUUCCCCGACCAGUCGCACGUCGACAUGAUCGACAGCGCGUUGAGUUUUUGAUAUAGAUAGUUGAUUCAAACGACUAUACUCCUAGUAGUUAGUUGGAAAGCAAGCAUUCUGGCCAUGAAAUAUAUAUUUUUGUACACUGGACA
Messenger RNA from Aphanomyces astaci, 1676 nucleotides. RefSeq names its product glyceraldehyde-3-phosphate dehydrogenase, type I. The record is from RefSeq and is a predicted model, not a curated record. Gene Ontology annotation, molecular function: NAD binding; oxidoreductase activity, acting on the aldehyde or oxo group of donors, NAD or NADP as acceptor. The transcript has a single exon. Bases 58 to 1584 code for a protein of 508 amino acids. Lineage: Eukaryota; Oomycota; Saprolegniomycetes; Saprolegniales; Verrucalvaceae.